This is a messenger RNA of Melampsora larici-populina 98AG31, 939 nucleotides long. RefSeq lists its product as uncharacterized. Gene Ontology annotation, molecular function: S-adenosylmethionine-dependent methyltransferase activity. The transcript is spliced from 4 exons. The record is from RefSeq and is a predicted model, not a curated record. NCBI's taxonomy places the organism in Eukaryota, Fungi, Basidiomycota, Pucciniomycetes, Pucciniales, Melampsoraceae. Bases 1 to 939 code for a protein of 312 amino acids.
AUGGAUGACUCUAACGCUCAUCAAACACUUGCGAACGAAGCCUUUUCAAAGUCCGGUGCUUCAGGUCUUUACGAUCGAGCUAGACCAACUUAUCCACUCCAAUCUAUCAAUCGAAUCCUCGCGCAUUUGCCUGAUCAUGAUGCUAAUGUAGUUGAACUUGGAGCAGGAACUGGGAUCUUCACUCGAGCAAUCUUAUCUAAUGCCAAACCGGGACAAAUCAAGAAUUGGAAUGCAAUUGAGCCUGCUGCUGGUAUGAGAGAAAGUUUCAUGCAAUCGGUUAAAACAUACUCUGCAGAAGGACCUUCAAUUGGAUGUGAUCAUGGUACUUUUGAUUGCAUGGAAUCCAUUCAAUCAGAAUUCGCUGAUAUGGUAACAGCUGCACAAGCAUGGCAUUGGACUGGAUCAGAUGCUGAUUUUCAAGAGAAAUGUGUAAAAGAAGUCUCAAGAGUUUUGAAGCCCAAGGGUUAUUUUGUUUUGAUUUGGAAUCUCAAAGACCGGGAAGCCUGUGAAUGGGCGGGGCGGAUCAGGGAUGCAUACGAAGUUCACGAAGCUGGUACUCCCCAAUAUAGACUUGGUCUAUGGAAAACUUUAUUCCAAACCAAAACCUUCAAGGAAUCUUUCAAGCUCUUACCACCUGAUGAAAUUCCUAACCAAUUGAAAUCGAAUUCAAAGAAAAACGUAGAUGAUAGUAUUGAUGAAUCUAUACCUACUUUAACAGUCACUACUCAGACUCCUUUGACACUUGAUGGUCUUCAAGCUAGGAUCUUAUCAAAGAGUUAUAUCACCGCAUUGGAUUCUGAUGGUCAACAAAAAGUUAAGGAUGAACUCAAAUCUGUGUGGGAUCAUCAUAUUGUUGGAAACCCUGCUACAGAAUGGAUUGAUGAGAAGACUGUCAAAUUCCCUUAUGUUACUCACUUAUACGUCCUGCAAAAGCGGUGA